Molecule: messenger RNA, 1575 nt
Organism: Exophiala spinifera
Lineage: Eukaryota; Fungi; Ascomycota; Eurotiomycetes; Chaetothyriales; Herpotrichiellaceae
Exons: 5
Coding region: 1-1575 (524 amino acids)
Molecular function (GO): metallopeptidase activity
Source: RefSeq, a predicted model, not a curated record
AUGAAUAUACUCAUCCAACUGCUUCUCGCUUUCGCUCUGAAAACAUUGGCCCAGGACGACGACUUGCCACCAGAGCUCGUUGCCACCGCUUAUCCAGACUUGAAUGACACAAAUCUUCGCGGUACAUGGCUGUGGGGCUUCAAUGGGUGCGACAACGUCCAGACAGCAAAUAUUAAGGAAGCAUACAAUGAUUUCAAAACGCUUUCCAACACCGAAGGCGUUCUAAGCAACAUCGAUUGGAACAGUGCCGCUGCCUUGGAAUACCUCGGUCCCCCAGGUUUCAACAAAAAGCAGCGGAAACAAAUCCAGGCUGUUUUUGCAAAUGCGGCAACUGUAUACCCCGGCUCAUUCGCCAAUCCGUUCAGAUUGUGGAUUCGUGUACGGUGCGACGAUCCUUUCAAGAAAUGUACCGAUGAUUGCAAUCCUCCGCAGGAUCCGCCUCCCCAAGACCCGUUAUCAUCUCUCAAUGCAUAUUCGAAGAAUCAAGACCCGGAUGACCCCGAUUCGCCUAUGGUUAAUUUUUGCAACCCAUUUUUUCAAAAGAGAAGUCUUACAAACGCGUACGCUUUUGGGAGCGCUCAAACUGGGGCUGCGAAAUUCGACAUUGACAACUAUAUUAAUCGAGCCGAAACUAUGUUUCAUGAGCUUCUCCAUAUCGACAAUGUCGCUGAUUCUGUGGGAGGCGUCCCGAAUCCGUCGGUUGACGAUCUGACAAUCACGUACACCUUUCGCAAUCAAAAUGGCAAACUCUUUACCUUCGAUAGGACAGCAUAUGGUUCCGCCCGCUGCAAACUCCUUGCACGUUUCAAGCCAGGGGUUGGCGAUUUCUCGACCGGCUAUUAUGUUCAGCGAAAUGCUGAGAAUCUUGUAUACUACGCGUUAGCCAAAUAUGUCCAGAAGAAGCUUGGGGCAUAUCCUCAUAUCCCCGUCAUCAGAGAGUAUGCCAUUACAUUGCCGCCCUACAAGAAACCGAAGCCUGUCAUUGAAUACAUAUCGAUAGACAACAAGACUGUGUUGCUGGAUGAGCCAGAUCUUGAACCUGUACCCGGAUGCAGUGACCGUUUGGAUGAAGACAGCCCCGACACUCUCACGCUGGGAACGCCAUACGACGACAGCGAAUACCCCUCAGACUAUCGAAUUCAGAUGGCUCAAUGGGUGGGCGCCUUGUCUGAUACUCCAGCCCCAGGCGAACCAUUCCCCCCCAGAUGUCAGAGUGAUGUCUUGACCGACGCUACUCACAGCACCAGUCUUGCCGAGGCUUCCGACAAAGUCCACCAAUUUUGCAGCAACAAGGCCUGGUGGGGAGUGAAUAUCGUUCCAGCAGUUACCUUUGGUGAUGGAUCUGGCCACAAGGCGCUUGGUGUUAGCGACAACUUUACAGUCAACGGCUCGGCUGACAAGCUUUACCUCGACGUUUCUUGGAAGCCCGGAUGUAUGGGAAGUUCGCUAUUCACCGUCGGAGCCACAGAUAGCGACAAAGAGUCCCAUUGCACUACGAGAUUUCUGACAGUUUUGAAUGGGGUGAGUCUGAAAACCCGAAAAUCCUCACCACAAGAAGAAAGACCUCUGAGCUAA